AUGCAAUUUUGUUAAAAAGAAUCAAUCUCGUACCGUAUCGCCCCUUCUUUCGCCUUGUUUCCUGUCCGCUUCGGCCGCUGCUUCUUCUCACUCCUUUGUUUCUUGUGCGACUGAACCUUUCUUGCUCCUUACGAUCCCGCAAGAUCCGCCACUCGAGCUGCCUCGCGCACGCGCAAUUCGCGCUCGGAAUAGGACGUUAUUAUGUCGCCGCCUACGACGCCGCCGCCUACGAUACUCCUCGCCGAUGUGCGUGCGAGAAACACGGCAAAAUCGUGCUACGUGACCAUAGGCCCCAAGGUGUACGAUGUCACCAACUUUUUGGACGACCACCCCGGUGGAGGGGAUCUGAUUCUGGAACACGGCGGCAGCGAUGUCAAGGAGAUCAUGGCGGAUCAGGUGUCUCAUUUCCACUCGGAAGCCGCAUAUGAAAUACUCGAGGAGUGUUUCGUCGGCUAUUUGGCGGAUGAGAAGGUUGUGGAUGUUGCAACAGAGUCUAGCAAACCGGGAGACGUUGUUCCUUUGCCCCCGACAGCAAAUGGCAAGAAAAUGUUGGCAAAUGGCUCUGCAAACGGCUCUGCGAACGGCUCUUCGAAUGGUCCUGCAAAUGGAAAACCGGUUUAUGCGGCCACAGGCAUGUCUUCUGAGGAAGAUCUAUCCAAGGAAACGGAUUACAAUGCAGACUACAAGCAGCAUAAGUUUCUGGAUCUGAACAAGCCCCUCCUUAUGCAAGUUUUCAACGGAGGAUUCAAGAAGGAUUUCUACCUUGAGCAAGUGCAUCGCCCGAGACACUACAAGGGAGGAGCGAGUGCACCGCUCUUUGGAAACUUCUUGGAGCCUCUCAGCUUAACGCCUUGGUGGGUUGUUCCCACCGUGUGGCUGCCACCCGUGAUCUACGGCACCGUUCUGGCUUCGACACAGCUGGGCCUGUGGACCGUCGGCUAUUGGAUCUUCGGUGUAUGCUUCUGGACAAUAACCGAGUAUGGAUUGCAUCGGUUUCUGUUUCACAUUGACGACCUCAUGCCAGACAACCGUUACUGCAUAACUCUGCACUUCCUCCUCCAUGGAAUCCAUCAUUAUCUCCCUAUGGAUCGCUACCGCCUUGUCAUGCCACCCGCCCUCUUUCUGGUCCUCGCAACGCCUUUUUGGCACCUCGCCCACGCAGUCUUCUUUUACAACUGGUAUGCCGCAGUUGCAGCGUACUGCGGCGGCAUCUUCGGCUACAUCUGCUACGACCUUACACACUACUUCCUUCACCACAAGAAGCUGCCUGCAUAUUGGCAGCGUCUGAAGAAGUACCAUCUUAUGCAUCACUUCGCCGACUAUCAGCUGGGCUUCGGGGUCACGUCCAGCUUUUGGGAUCGCGUCUUCGGCACGGAACUAGUCAUUCCGCAGCCAAAGGUUGUGAAGACGGCAUAAGGGGAUGACAUUUUUUUUUCCAAAGUCUGCGUAAAUGAUGCUUGUAGGCGAUGGUCGUGUUUGAUUUGGACUUUAGGUAGUCGGAGUUUGUACACAAAUGCAAACGGAGGCGUCCAGGUUCGAUUCGAUCUUCAAUCAAAAAUGACGAUUCAGAUAUAGUAAUACUAAUUAAUGAAAGAGCAUGUCCACUCUUCUCCGAUCAGGAAAGGAUAACGUCUUCAAACCCCCUCGUCUACCCAUAUGCC
Verruconis gallopava is the source of this 1661-nucleotide messenger RNA. RefSeq lists its product as uncharacterized. The record is from RefSeq and is a predicted model, not a curated record. The transcript is spliced from 2 exons. Gene Ontology annotation, cellular component: membrane; endoplasmic reticulum. Bases 202 to 1416 code for a protein of 404 amino acids. Gene Ontology annotation, biological process: fatty acid metabolic process; lipid biosynthetic process. NCBI's taxonomy places the organism in Eukaryota, Fungi, Ascomycota, Dothideomycetes, Venturiales, Sympoventuriaceae. Gene Ontology annotation, molecular function: iron ion binding; heme binding; fatty acid 2-hydroxylase activity.